AUCUGUGGAAAAUACACGUGAAGAGGUGUUACUUCAUCUUCAUCCCAAAGCAACUCUCUUAUCUGUUCACCAUAGAAACAGGAUAAGGGUGGUGCAAGAACAAACACGACUCAAGACCAUGUACCUUGGUGACAGUAUGACAUCUAUGACAUCUAACAGCACCUUCAAAACCAGUUCCAGUAUCUCAGAGAUCCUGACAUUGUGCCAGGUAGACCCAGAGAGCGUCCUCUAUAACCUGGGAUUUGCCUGUGAGAAAAUGUGUUCUAUGUACAAAAUUCCAGCCAGAUUCUUCCUCUUCCCAUCUAAGGCUUCGGGCAUUGAUUUCAGGAGGUUUGUUGAAUCCCAAUUACAUAGAAUGAAGAUGGGUGUCCCCAGCUAUAUACCAGCAGAUGAAUUUCUGAACAAAACAGUAUGAACACUCCAGAGCCUGUACUCCUAAGUGACACUGGGCAGAAGCCAGCAACCAGUCGUCAACAUAGGAAUCUCAUAGACAAUCUAAACAUGUAUAUAUCUUAAGUGAAAGAAAAUCCUAUUCAUGGUGCAGAUGACAUUAGAACGGUAUAUGCUCAAGAUACCGGCUUUCGUGAUCCCGGCAGUCAGAAUACUGACACCGGAGUCCAGACACGCGUCAGAACACAGAUGCCCGAAACCCGAACAGGUCAACAUCGCGACGCUGUUAUCCUGUCAGCCAGAAUCCCAAAGGUAAGUAUAGCCUGGAGCGUUAGGGUUUGUCUUUGGGUGGUAGGUUUAGGCACUAAGCGGGGAGGGCUAGGGUCAGGCU
Pseudophryne corroboree (corroboree frog) is the source of this 781-nucleotide messenger RNA. It is a transcript of the gene TESPA1, whose product is annotated as thymocyte expressed, positive selection associated 1. Lineage: Eukaryota; Metazoa; Chordata; Amphibia; Anura; Myobatrachidae. The record is from RefSeq and is a predicted model, not a curated record. Gene Ontology annotation, molecular function: signaling receptor binding. The coding region runs from base 119 to 415 and encodes 98 amino acids. The transcript has 5 exons.